This is a messenger RNA of Xyrichtys novacula (pearly razorfish), 5209 nucleotides long. The record is from the annotation of a GenBank genome assembly. NCBI's taxonomy places the organism in Eukaryota, Metazoa, Chordata, Actinopteri, Labriformes, Labridae.
AGAUCGCCGCCUCGUUUCUCCAGUCAAAGCUGGAGGAUAGAGGAUAGGGGAGAGAAUGGGGCGCUUCUGCUCGUGGAGUGUUUUGAUAUUAAUUCAAGUUUGUGGUUUUUGUUCAGUUGAAGCCUCAGGUAAUGUGUUUUUUUAACAAAUGCGCAAUUUAAAGUCACUUUAAAGCUGCAGUAGGACGUUUUCUCGGUAACUUUAGGCGUUGGAGUCCUGUAGUUUGCGAGCUAACGGCUAACUCAGUCGGUGUUUCGGUGUGAAAUGUGACCGUGUAAAAAGGCGGUUUUUGGCGUCUGUGGUUGUCAUAGACACCGAUUGAGAACUCAGUCACAAAUGUUUUACUUUUGUUAUGAAAGACAUUUGUAAAGGGCAAGUUUUAAAUUGUGUUGAAAUGAUACAAAAGGCUACAUUCAUUAGAACUUUUGGGGGUUUGGACGAGUUUUGUAACCACGGCAACAAGAUACCUACUCGUCUUAAAGUCAACAGUUAACACGGUCACUAUUUAAACCGAAACACCCAGCUAACUUAGUCAAAUUCUGUCUUUUUGAGCACAGCGGUUGAACUAUCGCCUACAAGAGCACAGCUGAAAAGUUUUAUCAGUAUAAAUUUGUUAAUGAAAAUGUUGGUUAGCACCGAUAAGAGCUCAGCAAGCGAUUUAAGGUCCUUAUCAGUACGUUUCAGCCCCUUUCUAACCCACCAGCCCCACUUGGUUUCCCACUUUUCUUUUCAAAGUAAAGGUACCAGCUUUAUGAACCCUGACUGGUGCAAAGUGAAGUCUUUCGUGACACAUUUAUACCAUACAUUAUUCUUUAGGUAAAGAGUGGAACAAAUAUGGAGACAAGAUAGCUGCUGCUCUGAAGAGUUACACUCCAUGCAACUCUGUCCACUGCAGCUGCCAUCUCAGGUGGGUGUGACUCAAGUUUGGCUUGUAUAUUUCUCCAUUUGAUGAUAUAGGUUUAAAUCUAACAUGUCUGCUCCUGCCUCAGUGUCCUACACCAGGACCUGCAGCCCUUCAAAGGCGGGAUUUCCGAGGAUGUCAUGGCUGCGACUGUCCAGAGAGGAAUAGGCACCCACUACCAGAUCAUCGGACACAAGUUAUACAGAGAACACAACUGCAUGUUUCCAGCCAGGUAAUAAGAGAAAGUUCCUUAUGUGGUUAUUGUGAAUGUUAGAUUCUGUUUUAGAAGUUUAGACCAAACUUAUUGUUCUGUUUCCAGGUGUAGCGGGGUGGAGCACUUCAUCCUGGAGCUGAUUGACAGAUUACCCGACAUGGAGAUGGUGGUAAACGUGAGGGAUUACCCACAAGUCUCGAACUGGAUGCAGCAGACUCUGCCCGCCUUCUCUUUCAGUAAGGUUGGACUCUUUGAACUGGUUUUCCGCACAAUUGAGAACACACAAAUAUUUAUGAAAUUGAAUAAUAUGUGUUUUUUUAACUGGGUUUGAUUAGACGUUAGAUCACCUGGAUAUCAUGUAUCCGGCAUGGACGUUUUGGGAGGGCGGACCUGCUGUGUGGCCGAUAUACCCAACUGGGCUGGGACGAUGGGACUUGAUGAGGGAUGAUCUGAACAAGUAAGAAUUUGCAGAAGAGGUGCAUCUUGGAAAAAAAGUGUUUUCUUUGCAGAUGAAAUGUACGUUUUCAAUAUUUCUAAUACACAUCAUGUGUUGUAGGUCUGCAUCUCAGUGGCCGUGGAAGAAGAAGGAAUCAAAAGGAUUCUUCAGAGGCUCCAGGUCAGUCUGUCAGGGACUCCUCCCACCUGCAAACAACCCCAAAAUUCUUUCUAUAUCUAGUUUCUUCUAGUUUCUUAACCCAUUAAGACCUGAACCCUGUCUAAGACACGCCUCUGAAAUCCUGAGGGCAAUUUUAAGAAGAGCCCCCAGAUCCUGAGGUUUUCUGAAGUGUUGAGGUUUACAAAAAAGCUGAUAUCUCGGCCUCUGUAGGAGAUAGAAACAAAAUUCAAAAAGUCUUUAAGAGCUUACACAUGUGGCUUUCAAGAAAACUCUCUUUUAUUUUUCAGAACUUUCAUCACAUUAUUGAAAACCUUGAACAAACAAACUCAAAUGAUAUAAAGCGGCUCUGCACUGGAGCAUAACAAACUAUUUGCUUUCUGUAAAACAAGUGGCAGUCAUGAUAAAGUGUCCAUUCAACACAUGUGUAAAUAUAAUAUACAAAAAGCAGCACUAAAAACUACAAAAUGAAUAAAUAAAUAUGUGUCUGACAGUGUGUUCAUCUCCGUGCUCACCCAAAGUCAUGCAACACUCACAGACAACGUCGAUAGUGUGAGAUAAAGCGUCAAUAUGAAGAGGUUGUUCACACUGCUGGAUGCUUCUCCUCCGAAGCUGCUCUCUGUCUCCGUCAUUGUUUACUCAUGAAGCACGUAGCAAGAUCCGAGCAUGAAUCCAAGCGCUUUAUUAGCUUAUCAGAAGCAGACAAAAUGAUGAUUUGAUUCGCCACGACUCCAGAAAUGAUUUAAAAACUACAGAAUGUCACAAAAUGACGUAUCUUCACUCCCGGCUUGAAGAGUAGAAAUGCGCAGCAGCACCGCCAGCUUUGAAGGUUGAAAUGCGUACAUGCUUCUCCCAGCUUGAAGGGUUGAAAUACCUACAUGCACCCGGCUUUCUGAGUAGAAAUGUGCAGCCGUGCUCCCGGCUUGGAAGGUUGAAAUGCGUGCAUACUGUCCCGGUUUAAAUGGGUUAAAUUCUCUGUGUUUUUUUUCCAACAGAACAAGCCCAGAACGCGACCCUCUGAUUCUUCUAUCAAGGGAGGAUCCAGACCUGGUGGAUGCAGAGUACACAAAGAACCAGGCCUGGAAGUCUGAGAAGGUCAGUUGUGAUACAGUUUGACACUUAAGGUUCAAUCAAAUCCUUUUUAAAGUUUUUCUUGUAUGUUGCAUCCAAACAGAAAAAAAGUCAAUCUGUGUCUUUCAAUUCUAGGACACACUCGGGAGACCACCAGCCAAAGAAAUCCCCCUGGCAGAUCACUGCAAAUACAAGUAAACUGAAGCAAGAACAAAACAAAGCACAUAUGAGUUUUGAGUCUUUUUAAAAGCCCCUCCUUUUAACUUGCUGGAUUCUUGCAGGUAUUUAUUCAACUUUCGGGGUGUCGCAGCCAGUUUCCGCUUCAAACACCUCUUCCUCUGCGGCUCCCUGGUGUUUCACGUGGGCGAUGAAUGGCAGGAGUUUUUCUACCCUCAACUCAAGCCGUGGGUUCACUACAUCCCAGUCAAGCAGGAUCUGUCUGACGUCAGGUACCAGAUCUCUCAGUAACCAAAUAAAGAUCAUACAUUAUGAGUAAACAGCAGUGUUAAUAAGUGUUUUCAUGUGUUUCUUCAGGGAGCUGCUGCAGUUUGUCAAAGAGAAUGACGCCGUAGCAAAAGAGAUCGCGACCAAAGGUAUGGAGUUCAUCCUCAACCACCUGCGGAUGCAAGAUGUCUCCUGCUACUGGGAAAAGCUCCUCACUGAGUUCAGCAGUCUCCUCACCUACAAACCCAAAAGGAAAGACAACUACAACCAGGUGAUCCACAGACCCAGCAAGACAGAGCUUUAGAAGGGGGACUCUGCAGGACCAGGACAGCUGUGAAUGAAGGGAAACUCAACACGGUGAAUGUACAACCAGCACAAAGACAUCUGAUCGCCUCAUGAGACUCAACAGAAAGGGAGUUACAGUUACAGGGCAGGUAGUUUAGUGUAGCAGAGAUAGGUUUAGUCUAGUUUGUGGAUGGGGACAGGUCUUUUUUAUACCAAACUUUAAACUCUGACAUCUUUGUAGGUCAGGCAGUUCAUCUUGCAUACUUACCUCCAGCAUUAAAAGCCAACUUUUUAAGUAUACUCUUGUAGUCAGGGGUGAAAACAGACACCAUCUCGCCAAAUCCCUCCAGAUAUAUCAGAGAGAAAACCGUUAUGUGUUGGUUUAUGACCAAUAAUCUAAUUCUCGAAGUCUCAGUUUCACUGUGAAUGUUAAGUCAAACAAGCUCAUGUUCUCAUGAUAUACCUGCGCGGGUUCCAAGUUUGCCAAACUAACAGCUGAAUGAUGCAGAUUUGUAAAAAAAAAAAAAUGAAAGCGUCUAUCACCUCUGUCACUACCUCCCUUAAUAAACCCCUGUGGUCCAAAUCAGGGGGUCCCAGUUUCACUGUGAAUAGUAGAUCACACAGAGACCUCUUUCUGGUUUACCUCAGCAGAAGUUUCUUGCAAUAAUCGGGUCGGUGUCAAUUUUGCCAAAAUAACGACUUCGUGAUGCAGAUUGUUAAAAAGCACAUUUGAUGUGUCUGUCCUGAAGAGGAAAAGAAACAUCUUUUGAAUAACAAUAUGCCAAGAUUGGGAAAUAAAAACCCUGAUCGGUGUCAAGUUGAAGUUUUUGAUCUAGAAUGGAUCGUUAGCAGCUCUUGUUUAAAAAUAUGAAUAGAUAGAUGUCAGAUUGCUGUCAGUAGGGAACAGGGAAGUCAAUACGGCGGAUUUCUUCCUGCCUGCCUUUGCUCUCCUGUUUUUUUUCUGCUUACUUUUUAAAACCUGUUUAUCGGUCGAUACGACUCGGAUUACAAAUUCAUCGCCAAUGUUUGUUCCUACACUAAAAUCCAGGCCUGAUCUCCGGUUUCUACAACACUGUGUAGAAUCUGUGCUCGAGGGCCUUUGGUGCUGAGAGAAAAGAAAAUAACCAUGAUGAUAAAAUUCCAGUUUAACAUAAAACCUACACAGCAUGUAAGUCUAACCAUGCUGCCCUCUACUGGACAAUUGAAGAAACUCCAAUUUCUAACCAACAUUAAUAUUAACAUACUACAUUUUUGUUUAUUUCAACUGUCAUCUAAAUAACAGCAUUUUAAAAAGUUUUGCCAUAAGUUCAACAACUUUAAAACAUAAAUGAAUUGUGUUUUUAAGUUUGACACUUAGUGCCAACUGUGAGCAAUAAUGACAUUCGAGUAUUAAACUCAUCACUACCAAGAAAAGCUCGUCUUUAUUGUUAUUUUUAAGAUAAAUCUGCCCUGCUGUAGAGAGCUGAUGUAAACCUGGUGCAGGGAAAUGUUGAAUAUGUUGUAAUAUUCACAUUGUAAUGCAAAGAAAGAACCAAACUUACUGAUGGAAGGUUGUUUAUUUGCAUGGAUAUGUUGUGAUUUUUGGUGAAUGUGGUACGUUGCUGGGAUUUGACCAAAAAGCUGUGAACAUCUGCAGCAUUUUUUAUAUCGAAUAAAGGGUUUGAGUCAUGAAACAUCCUGA